Messenger RNA from Fusarium poae, 453 nucleotides. RefSeq lists its product as uncharacterized. The transcript is spliced from 4 exons. Bases 1 to 453 code for a protein of 150 amino acids. The record is from RefSeq and is a predicted model, not a curated record. NCBI's taxonomy places the organism in Eukaryota, Fungi, Ascomycota, Sordariomycetes, Hypocreales, Nectriaceae.
AUGUCAAGAGUCAGCGGAAGUAGUGCUACAGAAGCCCGCAAGGCUGUAUCUAUAUCCAAUAUCGUCAACGUGGGCGAAGAUCUGGAUGCAUUCUUCGGUUUUGUUGGCCGAUCGCUCACUCGUCACGCGGUUACUGCCGUAGCCACUGGCGGUGCAGGCAACCUGCUUAUGCUUGUGGGUGACGUUUUUGAUGCCCUUGAUCUUCUUGAUACUAUUGAUGUCACGACUUCGACUGACUCGAGCUCUGCAUCGAGUGGUGGCGAGGUGCGCUUCGGCAACCUUUAUCCCGAUGACCGAUGCUUAGUCGAUCGGCAAACUGGGUUGGGCACGCAAAGCGUUUCCACUUAUAUCAGCCCUAACCAACCUGGUGGUAUAUUUGAUGACCAUAGUUCUAUUCCCGACCCUCCCAAGCCCAAGACACCAGAGCCCGACCCUCCCAAACCCCAAGCGUAG